Molecule: messenger RNA, 1219 nt
Organism: Astrephomene gubernaculifera
Lineage: Eukaryota; Viridiplantae; Chlorophyta; Chlorophyceae; Chlamydomonadales; Astrephomenaceae
Source: the annotation of a GenBank genome assembly
CCUCACUUCGCUGCUGGCCAGAUACCCCCUGGAGCAGCCGCCCCUCGCCAUGGACUGCCUGGGCUCGCACAUCCUGCUGGCCUCGGAGCCGCUGGAGAUCAGCCUGCUGGAGGUGACCUUGCUGGGGGAGCUAGCGCCCACGGGCAACCCCCGCGCCUCCAUCCAAACCCUGCGACAGAUCUCCAUGUUUGAUGUGGGUCGUCACCUGUCGGACGUGGCACUCGUGCCGGUGAUGCCGGUAGCGGCUGCUGCGGCGGCGGCGAAUGGCGGCAUGGGCGGCGGCGGCGGUGGUGGUGGUGGAGGUGCGGGGUCGGGGGCUUCGCCCCGGCAGUGUGUGUUGUUGCGGUGGGGCGGGUUGCUGAGCGUGCUGGACCUGGAGAAGGGGUCGGAGCAGGCGUUGGCGCAGGAGGUUGAGGCGUUCUGGCUGAGCGACGCCAUCACGUGUCGGGCGGAGGUGAAAGCCGGCAGCGGCGGGGUGCUGGGAGGGAGCGGCUCCGGAGGCCUCUCAGCGGCGGCGGCAGCGGCGGCCGCAAACAGCGGCGGCGCUUGCGGCGGCGCUUGCGGCGGGGAGCUCAGACCUGACAGCAGCUCGGCUUCGGCGUUGGGAGCUGAAGCGGCUGGGAGUGUAGCAGCUGCAGCCGGCUCUUCGCAUCCCCAGCAGCAACAAGCCGAAGGGCACCCAGGCGGUGGUGCCUCAGCAACGCUACCGUCGGUGUCGCCGGCGGCGGCGCCAGCAGCAUCAACAGCAACGACGUCAGCAUCAACGGCAUCAACGACGUUGGAUGUUGAGAUGCCGUGGUGGCUGUACGGCCCCGCCGGCAUGCAACUCUGCUUCCCCUCCUCGCUGGAUACGGCACAAGCGCUGCCGUACUUUGGGAGCCACAAGGAGGCGGGGCAAGACAUCGAGCUGGAGUUUGACCAGGAGGUAUACCCGGUGGGUGUGUCCCUGGCUGACGACGCCAUCAUCGGUAUCACACAACGCAUCAUGCGCGGACCCGCCGGACUGCUGUCCUCGGGCUGCUUCUCCGCUGCCUCGGCCGCGCAGCUGCCCUGCUUCCACCCCAUUCCGGAGUCACAACCUGUGCUGCCAUGCCUGCUUCGAAGGUUGCUGCAGCGGGGGGCCUUCCCGGAGGCGGUGUCCCUGGCUCGCCGCCACGCGCGCGGCCCGCACUUUGCUCGCUCCCUGGAGUGGCUGCUGUUCACGGCACUUGACAUCGAC